This is a messenger RNA of Mus caroli (Ryukyu mouse), 408 nucleotides long. NCBI's taxonomy places the organism in Eukaryota, Metazoa, Chordata, Mammalia, Rodentia, Muridae. The record is from RefSeq and is a predicted model, not a curated record.
AUGAACUCCCAGUUGGUCGGGAUCCUGCUCAGCGCCCUGCUAGGGGUUUCCCUGGGACACCGCACGCGGUGCUAUGACUGCGGUGGAGGCCCCAGCAACUCCUGCAAGCAGACAGUGAUCACUUGUGGUGAGGGCGAGCGCUGCGGCUUCCUGGACCGCAAACCUCAACCCAGCUCGGAGCAAGCCAAGCAACCCUCCGCGACCUUGAGCCAUCACUACCCAGCCUGCGUGGCUACGCAUCAUUGCAAUCAAGUGGCCAUAGAGUCAGUGGGAGACGUGACUUUCACAACCCAGAAAAACUGCUGUUUCGGAGAUCUGUGCAACAGCGCCGUGGCAAGCUCCGUGACCCCGUUGUGCAUCUUGGCUGCAGCUGUUACCACCCUGGCCUGGCUCUUGCCAAGACUGUAG